This is a messenger RNA of Diuraphis noxia (Russian wheat aphid), 3337 nucleotides long. RefSeq names its product PHD finger protein 14-like. Gene Ontology annotation, biological process: histone catabolic process; regulation of transcription by RNA polymerase II. Gene Ontology annotation, molecular function: ubiquitin-protein transferase activity. Gene Ontology annotation, cellular component: Lid2 complex. The record is from RefSeq and is a predicted model, not a curated record. Lineage: Eukaryota; Metazoa; Arthropoda; Insecta; Hemiptera; Aphididae.
AUAAUUAUGAAUUUAUGACUUUAUUUCUAAUAAAUUGUUAACAAUUGUCACUAAUUAGCCAAUAUAAGUAAAUUACUAAGGCGUCAAGAUAGGUGUCUUUAAAUUCUUUACACUAUAGCCGUAAAGAUCUUUAUAGUUUAUAUUAUUCUGAUUAUACUCKGACAAGAUGAUUCCAUUUGCCGUUCUCGUACACAUUUCUUUAUCAAUCUWUUAAAUCUAUAUCUAAAUAUAAAUUUAAAUAUUGAAUAUUGUAUUAAUUUGAAGAAUAAAGUACUUACGGAAAACUGAAAAUGGAACGUGAUCCCAAUAAAAGAAGAGUAAAACCUCCUGCUAACCCAGAAUUGGUACAUUUAGAUGAUAUAGAUGGUGAAAGUUCAUCUGAUAGUGAUUUUCGCAUUGAAGAUCACUAUGUUAACAGUGAAUCAGAUUCUGAUAGAGCUUCAAAUUUCACUUUUACCGAUGAUGAUGGUGAUCAAGAAGAAACUGAAAAAGAUGAUGAAGUUAAUAAUGACAGAUGUAUUGAUAGUAAUAUGACUACUGAUGUUACUAGUAUCAUGACACCUAAUCAAGAUACUUCUAUUAAAGUGAAUUUAAGAGAAAUAGUAAAUAAUAUUCAUAUUUGUAGUAUUUGUUUAGGCGACGCCAGUGAUGAUGUCAAUGAAUUAAUAGAUUGUGAUGAAUGUGGUAUAUCAGUUCAUGAAGGUUGUUACGGUGUUCAUGAUUCUGGGAGUGUAAGUUCAUCUGUUUCGUCAUGUUCUAUGGAACCKUGGUUUUGUGAAGCUUGUAAAGCAGGCAUAGAAAAUCCUACUUGUGAAUUAUGUCCUAAUUUUGGUGGAAUAUUUAAGGAGACAGAUUGUGGAAAAUGGGUACAUUUAGUAUGUGCUUUAUAUGUACCUGGUAUAACUUUUGGUGAAGUAACAAGUCUCAGUAAAGUUAUGUUAUUUGCAAAUACUACACCUCGAUGGGGUAAUAAACAAUGUACUUUGUGUAAAGAUAUGAGAUUUAGUCGUACUGGUGUGACUAUUGCAUGUGAUGCUGGAAUGUGCCGAUCUAAUUUUCAUGUUACUUGUGCCCAACAAGAAGGUAGUUUAUCUGAAGCAACAAGUCCAGAAACUGACCAAACUGAUCCAUUUUAUGCUCAUUGCAAGUUGCAUGUAGACAAACUGGUAGCAAAAAAAAGGAAAAGAAAUUGGGAAGUACUACAAUUAAGAACAAAGCAAAUGAAAUUAUUACGUGAACAACAGUCUUCUGAAAAAUCAGCUACAUGGCAACGUAAUCAACGUAGACUUGAAAAAUUACGUUCUAAGUAUUAUGAAACGAAAAAGAUUAUUAUAACAGAGUCAACAUUUAAAUCAAAAGUUCCUCGUCCUAUUACAACAUCAGCUUCAGCAUGCCGAGCACUUUGGCUAAAAGGUAGCUUAAUGGGUGUAAAUAUGGAUUCUUGUGAGGCUAUUGAAGAACAAAUAAAGGUAUUGCGUGAUGUACCAAAAAAAUGGAAUGUACCUACUACAUUUAGUUUGGAAUUUGUAAGUUAUUUCAAUGAUAGAAAUUUAAGAUUGAGUGAUUUGAAAAAUCAACUAAAACAUUUUASUGACCAAAACAACAAACUUCAUGAUGAAUUAACCAUUGUUCAAAAACAAUAUGAUCAAGAGUCCAAAAACAAUGAAAUUCAAAAACAAAAACAUUUAGAACUCAAAAAUAUUAUUACAGCAUACCAUAAUGUCAUUACAUUUUGCAAUCCUAAUGCUAAUAUUUUAGAUAUAGAUAAAUUUACAAGAGAAAUUCCAAAUGAUCACGAUUCUUUAUUAAUAAACAGUUCAACUCCUACUCCUGYCGUCUUAAAAUCAGGAAUUGGAAUCUCAAUCAAAAAUAAUGAGAAUUUAGAAAUUACAGAUAAUGUGGCGCCAUUAGGUUUGUACAAUAAAUGUGGUAUUUGUGGUCGUACAAAUGAUCAGCAUUUGCUGGCAAAAUGUGACACAUGCUAUUUAUACUAUCAUUUGGGUUGUUUAAAUCCACCAYUGACUAGAAUGCCUAAGAAAACAAAAUUAUUUGGAUGGCAAUGCAGUGAGUGUGAUAAUAGUAAUUCUAACUCUGAACCAGAAACAGUUGAUCCAAAUGCCCCUAGAAAAUUAAGAUAUGGUGGAAGAGAGCGAUCUUUAUCUGACAGUCAUCGAUCUUCAUCUAUUGUUAAUGAUCUACAGGAUAUCAAUAGUCUUACAGAACAGAAUAAAAUGUCCGGUGUGUCAAAGAAAAAAAAACAUGAACGGCACAGGGAAAGAUAUUCUCCAGAAAUAAUAACAAAACGAGUUAAAUCUCGCAAACGCAAACAUAAACAUCACAGGGCUAAUAAUAUUUCAGAAUUGGAACCAGCUAAUGAUUAUUUAGUUAAUGAARCACCCCGACAAGGAAUUAAGUUAUUUAUUAAAUCUGUACCAAGCGCUAGUGGAGUUAAGACAACAUCUUCACAAUUACUUAUUGCAUCACCAGUAGAUGAACCACCUCAGACAUCUACAAAGUCKAAACAAGAAAAGAGUGUUGCACCACUCAGAAUAACGACAACAUUAACAGAUAUUAAAUUGACUCCUAAAUGUGACACUUGUCAAACAACUGGAACAAGCUCUACAAUGGUUCAGUGUGAUGAAUGCAGUAAAAAUUUUCAUUUUUGUUGUCUUGAUCCCCCAGUGAAAAAAUCACCAAAAGUACGUGGGUACUCAUGGCACUGUGCUGAAUGUGAUCCAACGCGCAUAAUGUUCUGAGCCCUUAGUUAAAGGCAAAUUAUUUAGUUGGUAAUUGUUUAAAGGUAAUUUUUGGUUUGACUCCUUGAAAUUUACAAAUAAUUUAAAUCUUUAAGUUAGUUUUAUAAUUUAUCUAUUUAACUCAGUGGUGGUGUGUAAUAGUCAGACAUGGUAGUGCAAUAAAAUUACAUUUAACACACCAUAGUCGCAACAAAGAUUAAAUAAAUAUGUAUAUUUUUUGAUUUAUAUAAAURUUGUUUAGUAUUUAUGUUAUUUAUUUAAUGGUUAAGUUUUAAUAACAUUAGAUUACAACUGAUGCAUGGUUGGUUGCUUUAACAUUCGGUAUAUAAAAUAUAAAUUGCGACAAUCCGACUAUCUUAGCCUUUCCACCAUCUCCUGUGUAACCAAGUUUUAUAMAUAAGGAAAAAAACACGGUUUUCCAAUUAUGCUUGUCUCUGUUUGCUAAUACAGAUAUAAAUUAUAGGGAACAUACUCAGUUGCUCCAAGUUCUGUAACAAAUUGGAUUAUCCGAUUACUAAAUAUAAACUACUAUUAUGUACAUUUUCUUGGAAAACAAUAAUUUUUCCUUAACAUUGUUGUAA